AUGCCUUCGGCCAAAAGAAAAGCCUCUCACUCUACCUCGGCCGCCGCCCCUGGCCCGUCCAAGAUCCAGAAAACAGCCGCUCCCCGCCCAGGUGUCGCAAAGGAGCCUUCACCUGCAUCCUCCGCCUCCGAGUCCGAGUCCGAGUCCGCUGGCGAGAUAGAGAAUGCAUCCGCAUCUGAGGAAGAAGGCGGCAGUGAGGUCGAGGACGAGAACGAAGAAGCAGGCAAUGGCGAGAGCUCUGAUCGGGAGAACGGCCAAGGAGAAGGCGAGGCAGGCGAGCAAGCAGCAAAGACAUUCAAGGAACUUGGCGUGGUAGAUGCUCUCUGCGACGCUUGCACGACUCUCAAAUACACAAAGGCAACCCCAAUCCAGGCGAAAUCCAUCCCCGUCGCCCUCGAGGGGCGAGACAUCAUUGGUCUUGCCGAGACGGGUAGCGGUAAAACGCUUGCAUUUGCCCUUCCCAUACUCCAGGCUCUGCUCGAAAAGCCUCAGCCCCUCUUUGGGCUCGUUCUAGCGCCGACUCGCGAGCUGGCUGCCCAGAUUGGCGAGGUCUUCGAUGCCCUCGGCGCCUUCAUAUCACUACGAUGCGCCGUCAUCGUGGGUGGAUUGGACAUGGUGUCACAGUCAAUUGCUCUGGGCAAGAAGCCACAUAUCAUUGUUGCAACCCCGGGCCGGUUGCUGGAUCACUUGGAGAAGACGAAGGGUUUCUCUUUGCGGAACUUGAAGUACCUGGUCAUGGACGAAGCCGACAGGCUAUUGGAUCUCGAUUUCGGCCCCAUCCUGGACAAGAUGCUCAAGUUCAUCCCCCGCGAGCGGCGGACCUACCUGUUCUCAGCCACCAUGAGUUCCAAGGUUGAGAGUCUACAACGGGCGAGCUUGCGCGAUCCGGUUCGCGUCAGCGUCAGCUCGAGCAAGUAUCAGACGGUCUCGACACUGAAGCAGUACUAUCUAUUCAUCCCUCAGAUCCACAAGGACGUGUAUCUCAUUUAUCUGCUCAACGAGUUCUUUGGCAAGUCAACGGUCAUCUUCGCCAGGACCGUGUUUGAGACACAGCGGAUCGCUAUCCUACUACGUUUCCUGGGAUUCGGCGCCAUCCCACUGCACGGGCAGCUCUCGCAGACUGCGCGUCUUGGAGCCCUAAACAAGUUCAGGGCCGGAUCCAGAGAUAUCCUUGUCGCCACCGAUGUCGCUGCGCGUGGUUUGGAUAUCCCCAAGGUGGAUGUGGUCGUCAACUUUGAUCUGCCACAGGACAGCAAGACCUACGUGCACCGUGUCGGUCGUACUGCCCGAGCUGGAAAGUCUGGUCUUGCCGUCAGCAUUGUGACGCAGUACGACGUCGAGAUCUUCAAGAGGAUCGAGCACGCUCUAGGCAAGGAGCUGCCGGGAUACAAGGCCGACAAGGAAGAAGUCAUGGUGUUCAAGCAGCGCGUGAGCGAGGCACAGAGGCACGCUCGCGUCGAGAUAAAGGAGCUGAUGGAGAACAGGGGCAAGAAGGGAGCUACGCUCAGGGGCCGCAGAGAUGGCGGGAAAGGCGGAAAGGGCACCUCGAGGAGAGCCGAUAACAUGGACGCUGACGAGGGUUGA
This is a messenger RNA of Thyridium curvatum, 1584 nucleotides long. RefSeq lists its product as uncharacterized. The transcript is spliced from 2 exons. NCBI's taxonomy places the organism in Eukaryota, Fungi, Ascomycota, Sordariomycetes, Thyridiales, Thyridiaceae. The coding region runs from base 1 to 1584 and encodes 527 amino acids. Gene Ontology annotation, molecular function: nucleic acid binding; RNA helicase activity; ATP binding. The record is from RefSeq and is a predicted model, not a curated record.